ACCGCAGCGGAGCGCAGGCAGCGGCCACAGCUGCAGGGUCCGUGUCGGAGGCGGCGUUGGAGUUGGCUGCUGGAGUCAGUGUCUGCGAUGGAGCAGCCGAAGAAGGCGGUGGUGGUGACGGGAUUUGGACCAUUUGGAGAACAUACAGUUAAUGCCAGCUGGAUCGCUGUUCAGGAGCUGGAAAAGCUGGGACUGGGAGACAGUGUGGACCUUCAUGUGUACGAAAUUCCUGUGGAAUACCAAACAGUCCAGAGGCUCAUACCUGCCCUGUGGGAAAAACACAGCCCUCAACUGGUCGUCCAUGUAGGGGUGUCUGGCAUGGCAACCACAGUUACCUUGGAAAAAUGUGGCCAUAACAGAGGAUAUAAAGGUCUGGACAACUGCCUUUUCUGUCCCGGCUCCCACUGCUGCGUAGAGAAUGGGCCUGAAUCCAUCGACUCUAUCAUCGACAUGGAUGCCGUCUGCAAGAGAGUAACCACCCUGGGCCUGGAUGUCACAGUGACCAUUUCUCAGGAUGCUGGCAGGUACCUCUGUGAUUUUACCUACUACACCUCCUUGUACCAGAGCCACGGCAGAUCUGCAUUUGUGCACGUCCCUCCACUAGGAAAACCCUAUAAUGCAGACCAGUUGGGCCGGGCCCUGCAAGCCAUCAUCGAGGAAAUGCUGGAUGUGUUGGAGCAGUCUGAAGACCAAAUCAACUAUGGCCACCAACACUGAGCAGGACAGGUCGGGCGGAUUGUCACGGUCGCACUUGGGAGCGGUCCCCUCCUGCUCAGGACUCUAGGUACGCCAUCCAGCCCUGCUGUGCGGCGCAGGAACUAAAGAUGCAAGCACACAAACUUGGCUUUGCUCAAUUUCUCUGAUGCAUUCCCCUCCCGUUACUUUGCGCCAGUGAGGUUGAUUCAAGGAAGGGGGCAACGGUUUCUUUCUCCUUUCCUUUCAUUAUCUUUUUUGAAAACCAGCUGCAACCAUUUACUUUGUUUCCUGAAGUGGCCAAACUUUCUGCAGAGUCUAUCCAUUAGUCAAGUGAUAUCAACAGACUCGACUACAUGCUGAGGUCCAGAUGUUCAGGAUUGACAUCUGGCACUGGAGUGUUUGGUUCAGGGGAAACUGGGUGAUGACCUCCCCCUCCUUGUGGUGCCUGGUUAGUCCUUAAUCUAAAAGACUGGGUAAGGAUUUUGGCUAGGUCUUUGUAUAAAGUAAUAGAAAACAGGCAAACCUAAAAAGGCUGGGGUGAGCUAGCUUUCAUUUUAAGACUAGUGCUAGUUUGGGACACAGAUUAAUUUAUAAUCCUAUUCGGUUAAAAGUCAAACAUGAUACAGCAAAGUUUUUGUUUUGUUUUGUUUUCGUUUUAAGUUGGGUUUCAGUUUCUCUCCCUCAGCCCCAGAGGUUCAGUCCAGAAAUGUGGAUCUAUGAGACUGCCCAUUGUUCUGGGAUCCCAGGGAGCCCAGCUGAGAUCCAUUUUUCUUGCGGUCUAGAGCCUGGAGGGAGGUGUCCCAUUCCUUGCUGCACACCCACCUUGCCAAUUCUCCCACCCCUGCCCAGAGCAGAGGCUUUGUGUUGCCUGGGAGAAGAAGAUUAUUUGAUUUGUGUGUGUGUGUGAGUGGGAUGUUUUGAUUUGAGGGGUUUUUUUGUUUUUAAACACACACACACACACACACACACACACACACACCCCACACCAAUUCACUGAACUGAAAAAAUAUCAGAGCAGCCACUUGGGAUUCAUUGGCCUGCCCUCCUGGUACUAGAGAUGGAUGCAAUUCGGGUAACCUUUAGAGUAACCCAUUACUUUGUAUUAUCUUUUCUGUGCUGCCCCUCUCCAGGGGAGGGCUCCCUGGUAGGGACUCUAUUUUAAGAGCUGGUGAUGAGUUCAUUAGAUGACCAUUUCCAAAGGGGAUUUCCAGGCAGCACUAAAAUUGUGCAGCCUUCUCCCUCUUUCUUAGAAUCUAAACGAGGAGUGUUGAGGCCUAGAGUGGAGUUUGGGGGAGGGGGGUGCUAUGAGACAGGGGGAAAGACCCUCCAACAGAACUUUGAUCUUUGGCCCUUCAUUGUCAGAACAUGGCAGUGAGAGUGUUGUGGGCCCUGGUGGGGGAGGCAGGCAGGGAGGACUGGGAGGGAGCCAUGCAUUGGGCCUUCCAGCCAAAGCUGAAGAAGUUAGUAGCAGGCCAAGCCCCUAGCCCACAAAAAGAAGCCAGAAACUGUGUUGUGCAAUAGGGGGGGCAGAGUACCGAUGAGCAAAACUUAGACCAGGCAUUGCUGAGCUGUGUCCUGAAGACAAUUUAAUCGCCAAUAAGUAGCUUAAACAUCUUGUCAAACUCAGCUCAAGAAUCCUGCCAUUUCUUUUGUAAACUUUUUUGUUUUUAAAAUAAAAAUGAUUUUACUGUAUAGAUGUGAAAGCUGCUGGAACUGGACUCAGUAAGAGCCAUCCAAUCAGCAUAUCCCAGCAUCAGAUUGUUUUUUUUAAAUGAAAUUCAUUUUUUUUAAUGAAGGAAAAAGGCAAGGUUUUUUUUUUAAGGCCAUAAGCAAUUUCUACUCUUUUCUCUUCCUUUGGAGGCAGUAUGGCUUAAUAUAUAGUGUGUUGGAUUUGCUCUCAGGUUCAAAUCCUGCCUCUGACAUUUACCAGCUAGCUGACUGACCUCAGGCCACGGUCUCCUCUAUAAGAUGGGGAUGAUACCUGUAGUACCUACCUCACAGGGCUGUUUGUGAGGCUCAGAGGAGAUCAUGUAUGUGAAGUGCUUUGCAAAAUUUAGAGUAGUAUCUAAAUGUUUAGUUAUUACUUCCAGAGCUUCUGAACCUUUGGAAAACAUGAAUAUACUGAAGGUGCGGAUGCAAUCUGAAUCCCUUUCAAAAAUCGUUGGCUUCCUUUGACCAGGGAACGGCAACGGGGAAUGGGAGGUGUGUGGCUAGGUUGAGUAAGAAGUCUUGAAAAGGGUCCUCGAUGACCAGCCAAUGGAAGUCCCCAGGCUUUGUGCUGCCGGGCAUUCCCAGGCAGUUCCACAAUAUUCAGCUGUCUUGCAGAACCUGUUGGGUCUGGCUUAUCCACAUUACUCCCAUAGGUGGCUGACCUCUUCCCCAACUCUGCCCUUCCUCUUGAAGUCAUAUGGCUGAUAUGGGCAAGGUCUGAGUUCUUGGUCUGUUAGACUUAGUGUGUUUCUGAGCAAACAUUCUCCCACUCUUGGAGGAAUGUGCAUGAGUGUGCAUGAGUAUAUGCGUGUGUGCAUGUGUUUCUGUGUGUGUGUGUGUGUGUGUGUGUGUGUGUGUGUAUACACGUUGACAAUUUCCUAUUGGAAACCCUCUUAUUUAAGGUUUUGGAAAACAGGAUGUCUGUGGAGUUUGUGGCUAGUAAACCUCCCAAUAUAGAUGAGGGAGCAUACUCUGGAAUGUCCCCAGAGGUCAUGAACUUUGAAACCAGCUGGACAGAAGAGUGUGAGGCAGGCGGGGGAAGCUUAAUGGUGGAAUCUGGUGAGCAGGGGCAGUCCUGAACCAUACGGCUUUCGGUGGUGGACUUUUCCAAAACACAUUUGUGUCAGUCACCGAUCUCUUGAUAGAAAGCUUCUCCUCUCACCAAGGUUGUGUUCACUUGGGGAGGGGGGGUUGUUUUAAUUUUUAUUUUUUGGUUUUGACUUCCAAUCCAUGUUUAAAGCAUUGUGUGAUUUUAUUUACUAGAAAUAUAAUUUAUUCUAUAAUCGUUGAUUUUGCAAAUGAGUAAGUAGCUGAGUCCCAUCUGUAGAGAUGGGUCUCACAUCUUGUCCUUAGUGAAUUGUGUAUAGUGAUCACAGUAAUUGUGCUAUUCAGCUCAUUUUAUUUAAUCUGAUUUAAAUUAAACAUUUCACUCAUCACUGCCAA
Messenger RNA from Trichosurus vulpecula (common brushtail), 3849 nucleotides. RefSeq names its product pyroglutamyl-peptidase I (gene PGPEP1). The record is from RefSeq and is a predicted model, not a curated record. The coding region runs from base 88 to 717 and encodes 209 amino acids. The transcript is spliced from 5 exons. Gene Ontology annotation, cellular component: cytosol. Gene Ontology annotation, biological process: proteolysis. NCBI's taxonomy places the organism in Eukaryota, Metazoa, Chordata, Mammalia, Diprotodontia, Phalangeridae. Gene Ontology annotation, molecular function: pyroglutamyl-peptidase activity.